AUGUCGUCCACAACCAACGGCAACGGCAACGGCAACGGCCACGGCCACGCCGCCCACCCCCCAACCAAGAACAAGAAGCGAGUCAUCGUCGUCGGAGCCGGAGCAUCUGGCAUGUCCGCAUGUCACGCCUUCUCCCUCUCACCCUUCGAAUUCGACGUUACUCUCUACGACAAGCAAUGUUCCCUCGGCGGCUCCGCAACGUCCUACCAACUCCCCGACCCAGCCAAGUACCGAUCGCAAUACAUCAACGAUGGAGUUCAAGGAGCAUCUCCGGUCUUCUACAAUACUUUUAAAGUCUUCGAGCACGUCUUGGGCUUCAAAGCACAGCAAGUCGGAAUGCAAAUCUCGUUCGGUAAAGGAAAAGAAUCCUUCUGGUCUAACGUUUUCCCCUCGGAACUCGUCGAAAAGUAUUCCAAAGAUAUCAACAGGUUCGGCACAACACUCAAAACAAUCAAGAGGUUUGAGGUGCUGUUUGCGGUGAUUCCCGUUCAUAGGAUGUUGAAGAUGUUUGCAUUUUCCGACGAGUUUGGCGAGAGGAUGGUUUAUCCGUUGGUAGCCUUGUUCUUUGGGACGGGGAAUGAUACGAAACACAUCUCGUCGGCGAUCUUGGAGAGGGUUUUCUUGGAUCCUAGUAUGAGGCUCUUCGAGUUUUCCGAGGAUAGUCUGUUGGCUAGUGUACCGACCAUGAUGGCUUUCCCCGAGCUAGCCCGAGUGUAUGCCGCAUGGGAGGAUGAGAUUACCAAGAAUGGCAACAUUCGCGUCGAAACCUCCCGGGAAGUUACCGAAAUUCAACGUAACACCAAAGAAGCACGCAAGCGCGGAGGAAACAUGCUCAUUACUUCUCGUAGGGUCGAUAAGGAAGGUAAACCUCUCACUACGGGUGAUGAAGAGGAGCAGGUGGAAGUUUUCGACGAGCUCAUCCUAGCCUGCGAUGCCGAUACCUCGCUUAAGAUUCUCAACAAAGCAGCGACUUGGAGAGAACGCAAGAUCCUCGGCUCGAUCCUUUACCGCUGGGACAUUACCACCACUCACAAUGAUUACGAGUAUAUGUCCAAACACUACCAAAUGACGUACGAUCCCAAGUACAACGCCAAAAACCGCGAUGACAAGGAGACGAAAGAAUCGUUCGAAUUCGCCGAAAAGAACUGGAAACCUCUCUACCUCAUCAAGAUGUACCAAGACGAUCCAGCCCUGAUUGAAAUGUCUUUCGACCUGACCAACUAUCAACCGCAAUUCUCCGGUGUCGGACCCACUGGGCCACGAGAACGUGGUGCCCGCUCACCCGAAUCUGCUCCCCCACGCGAACGUCAAGGACCACACGGCAAGCAAGGAGACUCACAAGAAAAAGAACUCUCACCAUUCGCCUCUUCCAACGCAGACGAGUUAAAGGAACCUCCGGUGCAAGACCACGUAUUCCAAACGAUCUUCCUUAACAAAGAACUUUCCGAAAAAUGGACCCGUGGCGAGAUCUGCAAGGAUAAAAUCAUCCUUGAGAAGUGGUGGAAACAGCAAUCGCAUCGCUGGACACACUACGCAUAUGUUGUGCCUUGGCUUUGGUUGAUUAAUGGUGCUAACCAUACGAAUUAUUGUGGUGGUUGGACUCUGGUGAAUAUGCAAGAGGUUGCGAUUGUCAGUGGAUAUGCGGCAGCGGUGGCGAUCGGGGCCAAAUAUCCGUUUGAAGAGGAUAAGGAAUGUGCGAGGUUGUUCAAUUUGUAUAAUGCGUUGGCUCAUUUGAGUUUUAAGAAUGCCAAGAAGGCGUUGAAGGGGUAG
Molecule: messenger RNA, 1770 nt
Organism: Ustilago hordei
Lineage: Eukaryota; Fungi; Basidiomycota; Ustilaginomycetes; Ustilaginales; Ustilaginaceae
Exons: 1
Coding region: 1-1770 (589 amino acids)
Molecular function (GO): oxidoreductase activity
Source: RefSeq, a predicted model, not a curated record